AUGGACUACAAUGAUCACGAGAGGAUUUGGGAUAUGCAAAAAAUAGAGACAUAUUUUGAGGAUCACUGCAUACCUAAUAUCAUAACUAUUGAGAUAAAAAGUGGGAAAGAGGAUCAACUUACUUGGACUUUGGAACAGAAAGGUUGCUUCACUACUAAGUCGCUUUACAAUAAGCUGAUAAGAGUUGGAAGAAAAGAAGAUGCUCAAGCUCAGAGAAUGUGGAAAGAAAUAUGGAGCAUAAAUGUGAUGCCAAGAAUCAAAACCUUCAUAUGGAAAUGUUUGCUCUCGAUCUUACCUCUCAAUGAAAGGAUUGGUCAUAUUAUUUACUCAAUUAACAAAUUAUGCUCCAACCGUGGGAAGCAGGAAGAAACCCUAACCCACUUAUUUAUGUAUUAUGAUUUUACUCUUGCUGUGUAUGAUAGGCUAGGUCUUCACAUGUUAUAUUUACAAAAUACUGAUUUGGACUUUCACAGGUGGUUUCUAAAUUUCUUAUAUAUCCCUAGCCAUGAUAUUAGCUAUAAAGGAAAUAAUGUGGAAGUAAUAGGCACGGCCAUGUGGGGAAUUUGGAAAGCUAGGUGUGAUUGGGUUUUUGAUAAGAAAACUCUAAACAUAAGUAGAACAGCUGAUUUGAGCGUCACAAUAAUAAACAUCAAUAGAAAUACCAAACUCAACCUAGAAAAUAGCCAGGAAAUAGAAGUUAAGAGGUCUAGAGUUUCAGUUAAACCUGACUGUUUUACCAUUAAGGUUAAUAUUGUGUGUGCUACCAGAAUGAAUUCAAAUUCUUCUGCAAUUGCUCUAAUUACUUCUGAUAAUACAGGGGAUUUCCUUGGAGGAAAGACUCUCCCAGCAGUAGCAGACGAUGGGCCGGACUUGGAGGAGCAGGAAGCUUCUACGAUAAUCCAAUGGUUACGACAAUUGAAUCACCCAAAUGUUCAAAUUGACAGUGACAACGAGAAAGUCUUGGAAGCAAUCUCUCUUCAAGUUUUAGAUCUCCGUAACAAUCGAAUCAAGAUGCACGGAGACAACACUAAAAACUUUAUAUUAUGCAUCAAUAGUAUUUAUAGUAUUAACCUUAUCCCGGUAGUUGAGAACCAUAUAGCUUGUAAGCUAGCAUCUAAGAGUCUUAACUUGUCUGUUAUUUGUAACUGGUAUCCUCAAACUCUCAAGAAUUUUUUGCCGACUCUGGUGAGACAGGAAGGAAACAAUAUUAUUGUCAUGUAA
This is a messenger RNA of Papaver somniferum (opium poppy), 1221 nucleotides long. RefSeq lists its product as uncharacterized. Lineage: Eukaryota; Viridiplantae; Streptophyta; Magnoliopsida; Ranunculales; Papaveraceae. Bases 1 to 1221 code for a protein of 406 amino acids. The record is from RefSeq and is a predicted model, not a curated record. The transcript has a single exon.